AUGCCUGAUACCUGGGCGCGACUUGCCGGCGUCGUCGGAUCUGGCCGACGAACCGGCCGCUGGUACCCUUCAGCAUUACUAUAUCAAACAUUGAUAAACGGCUACGGGUAUUUACCACACGGGAAGCCUUUGAGCGGUCGGCCGGUAGAGGAUGGUGAUGAUGAUAAUGAUGAUAGUGAUUUAUUUUGGGGCGCGGCUUAUACUGCACCAGAGGCGACGAGCGACGAGCGGGACGUCGCGCAGUCGAUCUUGGACCCUGCGUUGUUGGAGGUAUACGAGGCUUUGAUCCGAGACUCUUCCAGUAGUGAUAACUUGUUCCUCAGAGUUGGGCCUUGA
Aspergillus fijiensis CBS 313.89 is the source of this 336-nucleotide messenger RNA. RefSeq lists its product as uncharacterized. NCBI's taxonomy places the organism in Eukaryota, Fungi, Ascomycota, Eurotiomycetes, Eurotiales, Aspergillaceae. The record is from RefSeq and is a predicted model, not a curated record. Bases 1 to 336 code for a protein of 111 amino acids. The transcript is spliced from 2 exons.